Messenger RNA from Chilo suppressalis (striped riceborer), 9704 nucleotides. Lineage: Eukaryota; Metazoa; Arthropoda; Insecta; Lepidoptera; Crambidae. The record is from the annotation of a GenBank genome assembly.
AUGGGCGAGGAGUACGCGCGCUCCCCGUGCGAGCGUUUUCCGGCGGCGGGCGCAUUCAGCGUAGCGCCGCCGGAGCGGCUCAGCCCGCCGCCGCCUGCGCCUCUGCCGGAUCGCUUUUCGGCGUCACCGCGGCGGGUGCGCCGGUGUGCGGAGGCGGAGCGCGCGCGGCGGCCUCGCUACGUGCCCCCAGCGGCGCACGUGCCCGUAGAGCGGUAUGUGCCCCGGCCGCCGGCGCCGCUGCGGCCGCCACCGCCGGUGUACUGCGGGCUGGCGUGCCGGCCGCCGCCGCCGGCGCCCCGUAAGUGCUGCGGGCCCGCGUGCCGCGAAGACAUCUCCGGCUCGCCACCGUCGACGCGGUACGUGGAUUACGUGGGCGCCGCCGCAGCUCGUCGGCUCGCGUGCACGCCGCCGCCUCCACCGCCACCGGCGUUGCAGCUGCCCUGCGAGCCCCAGGAGCCACCCUGCUGUGUGCAGGCGCGCAGACGUCCACAACCACCACACGACUGGCGUUCAAGUGCGGGUCUCCUGGCGCCGCAGUUGGCGUGUCAACCAUCUACCAAUAACAACGCUGCAUCCGCGCCGCCGCUGCCUGCGCCUGCGUCCCCGCCACGAGUGGUGUCCGCGCCCCCGGUACCGCAUGCCCCCGCGCCGCCCCCUCCCGACCCCGUACCACAGCCCGCGCAAGAAGAUGGCGUCAGAUUACGCCGGGCGCAUACCGUCGCGGUGCGGGACUACCUUAAAAGAGAGACGCAGACUUUUUUCGGUGUGCAGAAGGAUAAUGAGAGGGAACAAAGGAGGCUGUGGUAUGAGAGGCGGAGGAGGCACGCGGCGCGGGCGCUCGGCGACCUCCGGCUGGAUCUGCCGCCGGACCAUCAUCCUGAUGAUGAUGAUAUUAGUAUGUAUGGAGCGUCAGGCGCAGCACCAAGAGAGGCGCGGGGGCGAGCGCGCGAGCGACCCGAUGUGCUUCCCACACCGGUGUCGCUCGAGGAGCCGGCACCAGCGUCGUUGGUUCACCCCGGCAAGGACAGCGUCGCACGGCUCACGCUCACCGGCAUUUCUUAUGUUGUUACCGCGGUGACAAGAAGAUCGCGGCAGUCUACCUCGGCGCAGUGGUCGCGCUCGUUCAGGGGCAGCGUGUUGUCGCCGCAGGACGACGCUGAUGCCGAGGAGGUGUUCUUCACUUCACCGACGCCGCCGCAACUCACGCAGCACCACGAGGAAGGCGACCAAGUCGACGGACCUAAAGGAAACCGUUCGCCUAUCAGCACAAGUGGCAUAGAGUAUAGAAGGCCCGACAGGAGUGUGAGCUGGGGCGCGGGCGGUGCGCGGAUACAUACUCCGAUGUUGGAGCCGCUGGCCGACAACUCCAACCGGAGGCAAUAUGGCAUGGGAAUCGUGGGAAGAUUUCUGAGACGGUCUCUUCGGAAAUCGGUGACCCGUCAAGAAGACGUGGCCCGCCAGCUCGACGAGAUGAACGACUACCGGCCCUACUUUACGUGGUGGGUCAGCACAGUGCAGACGCUGGUGUUACUUCUAUCGCUGCUCUGCUACGGGUUCGGACCGGUGGGGUUCGGCCGCCAUACGCAUUCAAGCCAAGUGCUGGUCAAGAGUCUUAGCUUACAACAGGUGGAAUGGGAGGAGCCCGCUUCGUUCUGGCUGGGCCCAAGGGCAGCGGAUCUAAUACAUUUAGGGGCAAAAUUCGCACCAUGCAUGAGAAGGGACGUCAGGAUAGCGCGGGCGAUAGCGGCGUCAGCUCGGAGAGAGAGGGACACAGCUUGCUGCAUACGAAACGAUGAUUCUGGCUGCGUGCAGUCCUCGAAGGCUGAUUGUUCAAAUACAAUAUCAACGUGGAAGAAAUGGUCAUCAGGAGAAUCCGGCCCUGGAGGUCGGAUAUCGGGUUCUGUUUGUGGUUUAGAUCCUAAGUUCUGCGAAGCGCCGCGUUCAAUAGCACCUCACGAGUGGCCCGACGACAUUACGAAAUGGCCAAUCUGCCGCAAGUCUGUGCUGGACGGUUCAGCCGCCGCGGGGCGAGCCGGUCACGCCGCAGAGCACAUGGCCUGUGAAGUCAUCGGCCACCCCUGCUGCAUAGGGGUGCACGGCCAGUGCGUUAUAACUACGAGAGAACACUGCGACUUCGUAAAGGGGUACUUUCAUGAAGAGGCGUCACUUUGUUCACAGGUAUCGUGUCUAGACGACGUUUGCGGAAUGUUGCCGUUUAUGCGCAGACGUCGUCCAGACCAGCUUUACCGCGCGUGGACAUCGUUAUUCGUGCACGCGGGCUUGCUGCAUUUAGCAGCCACUUUGGCCUUGCAGUGGCUCUUCAUGAGGGACCUGGAAAAGAUGGCUGGCCCAGUUAGAAUAGCUAUCAUUUAUUUGGGUAGUGGAGUCGCCGGAAAUAUGGCAUCUGCUAUCUUCGAGCCUUAUAGAGCAGAGGUGGGACCAGCUGGAUCACAUUUUGGCCUGCUGGCAUGUCUAAUGGUGGAAGUGAUAGGAGCGUGGCGAAUCCUGAAACACCCGAAACAGACACUCUUGAAGCUGAUCGCUAUCGCGUUCGCUUUAUUCAUACUCGGCCUGCUGCCGUGGAUCGACAAUUUCGCGCACGUGUUCGGUUUCGUGUUUGGCUUUUUGCUGUCGUACGCGCUGCUGCCGUUUGUUACCUUCGGGAUGUACGAUAGGAGGAGGAAGAUUGUAUUAGUGUGGGUGUGCUUGGUGUCGGCGGGGGGUAUGUUGUGCGCGCUAGUGGCUUUGUUUUAUGCGGCGCCGGCGUACGAGUGUGCUGCGUGCGCGUAUUUCACUUGUUUGCCAUUGGCGCCAGAGAUGUGCGCGUCGCAGGACGUCCGCGUGCGACAGCUGGACGGGGUAUGACGGCGCGCGGCCCGGGCGCCCCCGCCGCCGCCGCCCCACCCCGCGCCCCCCGCGUCUGCCUCCAGCCCUUCAGCCCUGGCCCGUGACGCCCACUGCCUACGACGAGCUGUCGCGUAGCUUCCUGGUGAUCUACACAAUGAAACCUCCAUGGCAAUCUACAUAUUAUUUUAUACAAAACAUCCUAUGAGUGCAGCGAGUUAAGACCCAUUGCUGUUUCUCUGGCGAAUGUUUAUGACUUCGGACUAUUCAGACGAAAAGUCGUAUCGCACAAUACUCGUAAUGCCCACUGCCUUCGACGAGCGUAACUUCCUAGUGAUCUUCAUAAAAGCUAACCCUGUGAGUACAACGAGUUGAUACAUAUUGCUGUCUGACUCUGGUGAUUGAUUGUUUACGAUAUCGGACUAUUAAAUCGGCAAUUACUCAUACUAUAUUAAAUAUUUUUUAUCAAUAUAAUUUCUAGUUCUUUCUCCAAGCUUGUCAGUAAUUAUGUUCAUGGAUGCAACAUAAGAAACUGCUAAAAUAUGAUCCGGUAUUACCAGUACUGCUUGAAUCACUAUCACAUUUUGUUUGUUAUGUUUUGUUAUGUGGAAACAAGUCGGAUUUGUAUUUUCUUUUAAUUUUAAUUUACACUUAAUAGCACUAAGGGCGGGAUAUAUGUUAAACCUGGUGAGAGGUUUGUUCUCAUUGAAAUUGUUUUUAAAUUUAUCUUUAUGAAGUAUAAUUUUAACAAAGUCAUACUGUAAUCUCUACCAUAAAAAGCAGGACCAUACGCACACACGUCUGUUCUAAUUAAUUCUUUGUGAAGAAUAGACAGUCAAAUGCAUAAAACAUUUUUACAUAUCGAUUCAUAGUUUUUUUUUUUAUUUUAACGUUCGUAUUUAAGAAAUGAUUCUGUCCAUCCCAAUGCUUCGUAAUCUGAUGAUAUUUUAACUUUAAUGUUUCCAAAAUUUACUUUUGUGAUACUGCAAAUUUAACUGAUAAUGCAUAUUCGGUAUUUUAUGUAACAACUAAAAUACCUACAGUCUGGCAUUGUAAUAUAAUAACUGCAAUGAUUGAGUUAAGUUGAGUCACAAGAUUGCACUUGUCUGAAAUUAGAGUAAGGCGAGGAUGUAUGAAUGUUAUCAAUUUAUAUUGCAGUGUUUACUUGCCUUUCAAUGAAAUAAAAAUAACGACGAAGAUUUUUUUCUGAAUAACUAUACGUAUUUUUAAUAAUUAUUUUGCUGACUGUAUGUAAAAUUAUUGAUGGCUAUUAAAAUCGGGACAUCUGUUAAUUAUAAUACAAAAAGACUAAACUAUUAUAAUAUAUUCACUACACAUUCCCAUUACAAAACUGGCUUAUUGUCAAAUAUAUCAGAUAAAACAGAAAAUGUAACGCUAUUAGUUUCAGCUAUUGAAAAACAAUUGAUAUUUUAUUCGUAAGCAUGUAAUAGGAUUUGAAAAAGACGGAAUGUUUAAAUUUUUUAUAGGCACAUUGUUUUAAUUGGAACGUUAUAUUGGUUAUGGUUAUUUUGGCAAUAAAUCAAUUCAUUAAAGCUUUUACUAAAAUAUGCGAUUCCCUCAUAAGAAUUCGAAGAUCGAUCGGAGAAGUUACUAUGUCAGCUUGGUGGUGCUUAAAAAAUCACACACAAAUUUUUUGACAUCUUGAGAUAAUAAGUAACAUAGGAACAGUUUAUUAAUACCAGUAAUAGUAUUAUUUAAAGAUCAUCAUUAUCACAGCUUAUUAAUAUCCCCACUGCUGGGGCAAAUGCCUUCCCUAUGGAUGGAAUAGGGAGAUCUGAUUUAAAGAUAAAGACACUGAAAUUAAAUACUUUUGACAAGCAUACAAUUUAAUUAACGUCAAUAAAAGCGGCUGAUUACAAUAAUUAUUACAUAAGUAACGUUAGUAAUAAAUUAUACACUAUUUUUUAAACUUCAAAUGCAUGGUAUUACCAAUUCGUAAACGUUUGAUACUUUAUUAAUAAACGAGAAAUAAGCUUAGAAUAGUUAUGCCGUGUUUUGUUCGUAUCUCUCAAGUAGGUACCAUUUGUCUUUUUGUGUAGUGCUAUUCUGUAAAAUUUUCACGCGCUCAUGCGAUGUGAAUUCGCGCGUGAAAUUUUUACAUAAUAAUAUAACAUAUUUUUACUGCGUUGCUGAGACAAAACAUAGAGUAACUAAUCCAAACUUAGUCUUCGUUUAUCGAUAAUGGGGUCGGUGUGUUAAGCACGCGUAUGAUUUUAGUAAAAUAUUAGAGGCGCGCUAAUGUCAACAUUAUCAAAAGAUCAAGAUUAGGUUUUCAGAAUUUGUACCGAUGGAUUUGCAUUUAUCAGCUAGUAUUUCUCAAGUGUCGUAUUAUUUGAACAUUCAUUUACGUUUUUCAAGUGUUGUAUUUGAGAUAUUCAGGAUGAUAUCGAGAAAAGCGGCUUUGUGACUGAAACUGGAAUGUCUGCUUGUGGUCUUUGCCAGAAUCUUAAGAACGUUUAAUACUAGUUUGAUUUGGGUUGAUAUUUUGAUUAUCAAUUUCUUGGAAAACCUUUCCUAUGUUUCACGUCCUGUUUUUGUUAAUUUAAUUUAGAUAAUUUAUUACUACUGUAUUGUCUGAAAUGAUAAAUCUUCAAGUUGGUCAAAGCGGGUACUAAAUCUUAAAUUUGCAAUAUGUUGAUGUUAUGUUGAUGCCUUGACUGACGUCUCCAAUACCGAAUUAAGACGAAAAAUCGUAAAAAGUGCUACUUAGAAAUAAUUGUUCCAAGGGCCCUAGCACAAUCGAAUGUUACUGGAGUGCUUUAAAAGUAAGCCUCACCGAUUUUGAUCAUGAGUAAAAACCACGGUUUAAUGAACUCAUAAAUAAUGGUGGAUGCGCUAAUUAGCAGGCCAGCAUGGUGAGGAUAGCUGGUGUGGCAGGUACAACUGCUGUAUCAGCUAUCAUCGCAUCUGGACUUCACCUUCACUUAGCAUCAGGUGGGGUGGAGUCAUUUGUCGGACUAUAAAAAAAAUAGUUAAUGUAAAUACUUUGUACAUUAAAAUGCAUUACAUGUACGGUCUUUAAGUGAGAUGUAUUUAUGUGUGACUAUGUUUCUAUAUGCAUAGAUUUUACGGGAAUAAUGCAAUACAGGCAAGUGUUACGAUGACGGCAAAAUAAUGUAAGAAAAAAAUACAAAAAUACUCGUUUUAAAGUACAAUGAACAUAACGGUUAGUUAUUUUGGCGUUUGUAAAUAUUUAUCAAUUCGAAAUUUAAUUUCUUGAACAUAGACUUCUGUUGCGUAUUCCCGUAACUGUGUCAUAAUAUACAUAAUUUAGUAUAUUACUAAAUAAUGUAAAUAGCAUGUUAAAAUAUUUGAUAUUUUCAUCUAUUAUGUUCACAGCAUAUAACGAAUUCAGUCUUAUCUAUAAGUAUCACUUAAUAAUAUUUUGUUUCGUCAAUUUAUAUAGUCAUUAUGAUGAAUUCUGUGUAGAUUUAUAUAUAAUAUUGUUUUAUAUUAAAAAUACUAUGCUAGUAAUAUCUUAAACCAUUUAAAUUUGGCAUAAUGAUUUACCACAAGGACAGUUUAGGGUGCUGCAAUUGUCUCACGUUCUCAAUGAAGUCAUGAUUUAAUACGAAUUUAUUAUUAAAGAAGUACUUCUAAGUAUUUUGUUUUUUUAUGUACAUAAAUAUAAUUCGUUAGGAGAAGUGGCGAUGACUUUGGCGGACUUUUAUUGUUAUAUCGUUGACAAAAUAAGAAAAGGUAAUAAACUGUCGUAGUUGCAUACAAAAAUAAUGAUAAGGAUUCAGAUGUACACUGUGGCAAAUAUUCAGAUUGUAAUAUAUCCGAGAAUAAAUCCUUAAAAAAAUGUGUUAAACAUACAUUGGUUACUCAAUUAGUAUCAGUAUAUGUAGAGGCAAACUUAUUGAGCAAAUAGAUAAAUAAACUUGCACAGUAGACAUUUUUGUAUGUGAAAUUCCUACUGCGCAGGUUUCAUUAUAUAUCUAAAAUUUAUUUUGACAUCGGAGAUAAUUUCAGAGUAAUGCGAUACACGUAAAUGCCAUAAUAUACGUCUGAUCCUAGAAUUCACAGACGAUAAAAAUUAUAAGACUAACAGCUAGGGGAAAUUAUGAUAAAUACCUUAACUGUUAACACGUAUUUUUAUACAAUAUUAAUAAAUAAUAAUUGCCAUGCUAAAUAGUUUCCGUGUAUCAAAGCAUAAGAAUAACAAUGUGACCUUAUUUAAGAGCAUUGUCACGUGAUAAUCAAUGAAAGUACAGACAAGACAGCCAUUUUAGAUAAGUUUGUUAAAGUAAAAUCAUAGAUUUUGGUUUCAUUUAAUAAAAUUAUCAAUAAUGUAACGAAUAAAUUAUUUUCGACCGAAAAGAUUUCAGAUUUCAUAAAAAAACAAAUAAGUACAAAACACAUCAUUUGAAGUAGGUAACAUAAGGAAAAAUAUAAUUAGACAGCCUUCAUUUGAUAUCACGUGACAGUAAUGGGUAGUAUUGAUAUUAUUAUCUUUUUCUCAUUUAAUUAUUUAUCAAAGCAAUAAAUGGAUUCGUAUCAUAAUCCUGCUCACUUAAAAUUACACUGCCUCCUUAGCUACUUAACUAUGUUGGAAUAAAUUAUGUAAGUAUUUAUUUCGUGUUAGUUACAUGUAGUGAUACAUAUGCUCAGUACAACGGAGUGGAAGUUAGAUGACCAAAUUAAAAUAAAUUAUAAUUUGGGUUUAACAAACAAUAAAAUAAAAACUUUGUUUUUAUUUCUGCACUAUUUGCCAGUAUUGUUUUUACAAACACGUUGGAACUGGUACCAUUGCAAGAUUUCUUAAUAUAGAAAGAAAAAUAUUGUAUCCUUACAAACUUCGAUAACUGCAAAAAUAUACAAUAAAUUCUUAUGUUUUAGUUGCAAUUUUAGGAAAUAAAUCGACACCCAAUAUGAAUAAUAUCGUGACUUUACUUACACUUACGUACUCCUUCCUUAAAGGCCAGCAUCGCAUUUGUGAUACUCCUGAUGUUGCAAGUGUCCAUGGGCGACGGUGAUCACUUACCAUCAGGUGAGCCGUCUGCUCGUAUGCCCCCUAUAACAUAAAAAAAACACGUUAAUACAACUUUGCCACAUAUUAAUUCAGCAAGAUCAGACUUAUUUGUCUGUAUUUGAACCGUAUUUCUAUGAUUUUUACAACUAUUAUUGUGAAACAAAAUAAUUUCAUUGUAAUUUAAAAUUAAUAACCUUUCGAUUAAAUUAUAAAUUGUAGAUGAAGAAAAUCCGAGUAUUUUUUUUGAUGAGUUUCAACGCGGAACUGCGACGAAAACGGCCCGCAAUAUCAAUGCUGCGUUGAGAGAGAAGGCUGCUCAUAAACUCACAAACGCUUACACCUGUAACAUUACCUUUUGUAACAUUGCAAAAAUCCUACUUACAGUUGUUUUCUCAAAAUGAUAUAUAGAUAAUUUGAAAGAGCAAUUAAAAUCAAUAUGACACCAUAAAUUUUAUAUAAUAACUUAAAACAACAGCUGCAUAUAAAUAAUGAAAUUUAAAAUAAAAACUUAAAAUGGCUCUCCUGAAAACUAUGUCACAUUGAGUUAGAAUGUUAUUUAUGUUGGGUGUCGAAAUGCAAAGUCAUUAUUAUGUUCUCAAAUAGGUCCCAGUCUAAAUUUUCUCCAAUUGUUUCCUAACUUGUUGUUCGUCGUGAGUUCAAAAUCUAUGCCUUAAGAAAACUUCGGUAAACAUAAGUGCUUGACCGUACAUUCAACAUAUUAAUGAACAAAAAAAAUUAUUUACCUUAUUUUAAAGAUCUUAGUAAACUUAGCACAUCAUUUCCCAGCAGAUCAAAAUUAAAUGUAUCUGUUGUUUUUGAUUUGCUGCAAAAUGAUUGAUUAAUUUUGUCAAUUGACAUUUUUCGCGAAAAACGCCAGUACUAUUUCUAAAAAGUAUCAGGAACUAUAGAACUCUGCUUGCGAAAAGAACUCACAUUCGUUUUAGAUUUGCUGCAAAAUGAUAUGCUACGGGAAGUUAGCAGACCAUAUUUUUUAUUUAUCCUUUUCACGUAAAAACGCCAGAACUAUUUCUCAAAAGUAUCAGGAACUAUAGUACUCAGCUGCGAGCGAAACGAAUUCACAUUUAAUUUUGAUCUGCUGAGAAAUGAUGAGCUAAGUUCACGCAUGUAUUUUAAAGUAAGAACUGACUUGUUCGUACGGAACAUUGGUGUGCAAAAUAUAAAAUGAAAUAGAUGCAUAAUAUGUUUAAUUAAUUGAAUUAUUGGCCCAUUGUCUUAAUGUUAGUGUACCGACCGGCAAACUUCUUGAGCAACGACAAGGAUGCCUGCGCGAUAGAAAUUUUAGAUACAAAAACAUCUACUGCGCAAGUUUACUUGUCUGAGGUUUUGCUCAAGUAGUUUGCCGCGUUACACGACUUUGCAACGCAAUAAAAUCCAAUAAUUAAAAAACGAAUCCCAAUCACAGAUGUGCAUGUUCUGAUAAAUCCGUGCGUACAAUUUAAGCUAAUCCUCAAUAUAGGCAUCUCAAUUGUCGACGCAACAGCUAAAUAAUUAUUGUGAAAAUAUAUCAAACGUGCUCUUUCUGUUUCUUGUUAUUUCGUUAAGCGUAGUAUUUUGUAGUGUUAUGACAAUUUAAUGAUGUGUAUUUUGUAUAACAUUGAUCUAAUGAUGAACAACAUAUAAUUUGUUUCGGUUGGUUAAAUAAUUUCUCUAGCCAGUGUGUUAAAUGAAGUGCCCUUCGCCCGGGCAGCCCGGCGGACUGUCAGAAUUUUAACUAUAAGACAAACUAACGUAUUGUACAUUGUGAAUAUACACCUAAAUAUUACAUUUAACUCGUAAGGAAAUGGUAAAGUAAUCUUAUUGUAAACUAGUAUUAAUCAAACAAGAAACCUUAUUAUCAUAAUAC